Molecule: messenger RNA, 2239 nt
Organism: Medicago truncatula (barrel medic)
Lineage: Eukaryota; Viridiplantae; Streptophyta; Magnoliopsida; Fabales; Fabaceae
Product: rRNA (cytosine-C(5))-methyltransferase NOP2C
Exons: 12
Coding region: 59-1879 (606 amino acids)
Biological process (GO): RNA methylation
Molecular function (GO): RNA methyltransferase activity; RNA binding
Source: RefSeq, a predicted model, not a curated record
AACUAAUCAAACUCAACUUCCACUCCCUAACUUAUUCGAAGUCUACAUAUUCUUUUGAAUGAAGAAAGGGAGGGACUUGUUCUUCUUCACCACUUGCAGAACCCUUCACAAAACCCCAAACUCAUCCAACUCCAUCACCGCCACCGCAUUUCACGAAACAAUGCAAUCUUCCGAUCACAAUUCUUCUCAUUCACAACGCUACUCCUUCAAUCCUACCCUUAACUGGAACCCUCAACUUCACAACUACUUCAUCAAUGCUUAUGGCUCCGAUCACUUCUCUCGCAUCUCCUCCGCUUUAACGAGACCUUCGCGAUAUUCGUGUAUUCGAGUAAACACGCUUUGUUCAACGAGUGAUGCUGUUAUUGAGAAGCUAAGAUCGACUGUGAAGGAAAAAUUGAAUGGAAGUGAUUGUGAAGAUGUUGAUGAUGCGGUCAAUCCUUUGAAGGAGGAUUUGGAUUCAGAUUCAAGUUUAUUAUUUAAGUGCAAGAUUCCUGGAUUGGAUUAUGUUGUUUUUGUUUGGGGUUCGGGACCGCAUCAUGUUGAUUAUGGUAAUGUAGCUCCUAAAGAGGUUAUUGUUAGCAGGAAAUGCGCUGAAGCUGUUCUGAGGGGAGCUCAGGUGUAUGUUCCUGGUAUAAUGGCUUGUAGUGCUCAUGUUGAGAAAGGAGAUACAGUCGCUGUCUCGGUUGCGAUAGAGCAGCAGGGUUCAGACGGGGGCUGGAGUUCUGGUAUGACGCGCGGUAUUGUUCUUCAAGGAUCCGAGACAGAUCCAUACUAUCUUGAACGAAAUGGGCUAUAUAUUGGCCAAGGAACUGCGAUGUUGUCAAGGGCUGGAAUGUUUCGGGUUACUGAAGGACUUGGUGUGGAUAUGAAGGAUAGAGUAUACGAACUUCAUUCUUUUCACAAUGUGCUUGAGGGCGAAAUAUUUCUUCAAAACCUGCCAAGCAUUAUUGCUGCUCAUGCAUUAGAUCCACAAAUGGGUGAGCGGAUACUAGAUAUGUGUGCUGCACCAGGAGGGAAAACAACUGCAAUUGCAAUACUUAUGAAGGAUAAAGGAGAGGUCAUUGCAACUGAUAGAUCUCAUAACAAGGUGCUGGAUAUUGAGAAAUUAGCAGCUGAAUUGGGCUUGAGUUGCAUUAAAGCAUUCAAGUUAGAUGCUCUUAAAUCUGUUUCUCAAAGAAAUGAUAUUGAUACAUGCCACAAUAAUGCCACAAAUGAUGUGAAAAAUCAAGUGUCUUCAAAUUUGCAAGUAGAAAGAAUGUCACCUCUUGUUACCGAAAGUUUUAAAACUGAGACUUUGGAGGAAAAUGGUAAAGGUGAAAAGGCACGUGAAGGAGCUUAUCCUAGCAAAGCUGAGAUCAGAAAGAGCAUGAGAAGAGCGCGAAAUGGACCUGGUAGAAAUCAGAGUGGGGGUGGCAGGGUUGAUAUAUCAAAAGGUUUUGAACCUGACAGUUUUGAUAGAGUUCUUCUUGAUGCUCCCUGUUCUGCCCUUGGUUUAAGGCCUCGGUUAUUUGCUGGAGAGGACACAAUUGAAUCUUUAAGAAGCCAUGCAAAAUACCAGAGAAGGAUGUUUGACCAGGCUGUUCAAUUAGUACGACCCGGUGGAGUAAUAGUCUAUUCCACUUGUACGAUAAAUCCUGGCGAGAAUGAAGCAUUAGUUCGAUAUGCUUUGGAUAAGUACAAAUAUCUGUCAUUGGCACCACAGCACCCAAAAAUUGGAGGACCUGGUCUUGUUGGUAGCUGCGAAUUUCCUGAUGGAUAUGCAGAGGAAUGGUUGCGACCUGGUGAGGAAGACCUUGUUCAAAGAUUCGACCCAUCAUCUCCCCUUGAUACUAUUGGAUUCUUCAUUGCUAAGUUUGCUGUCGGGUCUAAAGAUACCUGACAGCUAUUUGCGAGAUGGUUUGCUAGGAUCCAUGUUUGCUUUGUGAAUUUCCGCUGAAGGAAGCCAUCUAAGUUUUAAAAUUGGCUUCUGACUGCGUCUGGGGAGAUUCACAUAGGUCCAUUCAUAAUAUUUUAACGGCCUGUUGUAAAACAAUGACUGGCUGAUUUAUUACAUUGUUACAAUCUGGACGGGCAGCAAAUUUCUUACAUUUGAGGUAAUUUAAUUGUAACUUUGUGUUUUACCAUGGUAGUGAAAAGGAAAAAGAUUGUUGAAAAUAUUUUUGGUUAGACAUGAAUCUGGUUCUAAAAUGUUAGGAUUUUGGUUAAUUUAUUAAUUGUAGCUCCCCCUUUUACUUCUCUA